AUGAAGAGUCUCAUCAUGAAUUCCCGGGGCGAGGGCAUUCGCGGUACCCUGGCCAGCUGGCUGACGGCGCUCGUGGGCGAGGGCCCCGUCUCCUUGUCGCUGGCCACCGCGGAGCUCUAUGCGCCCACGGCGCAGCGCCGGCGCUGCUGCUGCACUGCGACGGAGGCCUUGCAGGCGCUGGAGCGCUUCGUGGCCCAGGGCCGGCCGUCCUUCAUGGCCUGCGCCCUGGACUUCGCCGUGCCCGCGCAAGGCGGCAGCUACGUCACCCAGGCCCAAUGGAUAGACUUGGGUGUUGAUGAGCUCCUGAGCGAUGACGCGCAGGGCUUGAAGAGCGUCAAGGAAUUCCUGAGCGGUCACCGCGGCAUUGCUCCGCAGCCACUGCUGGAGCAGCUGCUUCCCGCCCUUUGUGGCGAUCGGGUGCUGCACCUGGUGAUAUGCGGCCCCAAGGAGGACCCCGCCAUAGGUGCUGCCCGGGAACUCGCAGCCCUGCUGAGCCGAGAUGCAUGGCCUCCCCGGAGCUUGGAGAUGACCGCGCUGCGGGAGGGCUUUGCGCACGAAGAGACUCUGGCCGGUGAUGUUCUUCUCGGAGCAUUCCAGGAGAGCUUCGCGGCUUUCACAGCUCUGCUCUGCCUGAACUGA
This is a messenger RNA of Effrenium voratum, 639 nucleotides long. NCBI's taxonomy places the organism in Eukaryota, Dinophyceae, Suessiales, Symbiodiniaceae. The record is from the annotation of a GenBank genome assembly.